AUGGAAAAGGAAAGCAGUUCCCAUUGGGAAAUGGGGCUGCUGAAAACAUUCGAUUCCAGUGAAUUUGUUAGUUGGGAGAAGAUUGGUUCGGGUGGAUUUGGGCAGGUUUACAAAGUGCGACAUAUACACUGGAAAACAUGGCUAGCAAUCAAGUGCUCCCCAAGCCUUCAUGUGGAUGAAAAGGAGCGUAUAGAGCUAUUGGAAGAAGCCAAGAAGAUGGAAAUGGCAAAGUUUCGUUACAUUCUUCCUGUGUAUGGCAUCUGUAAAGAACCUGUUGGCUUGGUCAUGGAAUACAUGGAGACAGGAUCACUGGAAAAGCUCCUGGCCUCAGAACCGCUGCCAUGGGAGCUACGCUUCCGAAUUAUCCAUGAGACAGCUGUGGGUAUGAACUUCCUGCACUGCAUGUCCCCGCCACUACUCCAUCUGGACCUCAAGCCUGCCAACAUCCUGCUGGAUGCUCAUUACCAUGUGAAGAUUUCUGAUUUUGGAUUAGCAAAGUGCAAUGGACUUUCACAUUCCCAUGAUCUCAGCAUAGAUGGUCUGUGUGGUACUAUUGCAUAUCUGCCUCCAGAACGUAUAAAAGAGAAGAACAGAUACUUUGACACUAAACAUGAUGUGUACAGUUUUUCUAUAGUCAUUUGGGGAGUCCUCACACAGAAAAAGCCAUUUGCAGAGGAAAACAACAUUUUGCAUAUUAUGGUAAAAGUGGUUAAAGGCCACCGCCCAGAGCUACCUGCCAUAUCCAAAUCCAGACCUCGCUCGUGUAAUAACUUGAUCAAACUGAUGCAAAAGUGCUGGCAAGAUGAUCCUAGCAAACGGCCAACAUUUCAAGAAAUCACCUCAGAAACCGAGGACCUCUGUGAAAAACCAGAAGAUGAAACAAAGGAAAUGAUAGCUCAGGACCUGACCACCAAAAGAUGUCCGGAACCACAUUCAGAGGGAAUGCCUGUGUUAUCCCAGCCAAAACGUGAGUCCACUCCAGUAUCUGCUAAGGAUUAUAGCCUCUCUGAGUUGUUGUCCCAGCUGGAUUCAGGGAUCUCGCAGACGAUGGAAGGCCCUGAAGAACUCAGUCGUAGCUCUUCUGAGUCCAAACUUGCUUCCAGUGACAAGAGGCUUUCAGGGGUUUCGUCUGUGGAUUCAGCCUUUUCCUCUAGAGGUUCCCUGUCACUGUCCUUUGAGAGAGAGAACUCUGGAAGUGAUAUUGGCACAACAGAUAUUCAGAAGAGAAAACUGGCCGAGGCAAUUAUAUCUGGAGACACGAGCAAAUUGAUGAAGAUUCUCCAGCCCCAGGAUGUUGAUCUUGUCUUAGAUGGAAGCUCCAGCCUUUUACACUUGGCUGUUGAAGCAGGUCAAGAAGAAUGUGUCAAGUGGCUUCUUCUGUAUAAUGCCAACCCCAACCUGACCAACAAGAAAGGGUCCACUCCUCUCCAUGUGGCCAUAGAGAAGAAAAUGAAAAGCAUUGUGGAGCUUAUUCUGGCACGGAAAAUCAAUGUGAAUGCCAAAGACGAGGAUCAGUGGACUGCUCUUCAUUUUGCUGCACAGAAUGGGGAUGAGUUCAGUACCCGACUGCUGCUUGAUAAAAAUGCAUCACUGAAUGAAGUGGAUUUUGAAGGAAGAGCCCCCAUACACAUAGCCUGCCAGCAUGGACAAGAGCACAUAGUGCGGAUACUGUUGAGAAGAGGUGUCAAUGUGGAUAUCAAAGGCAAGGAUGGCUGGGUGCCACUGCACUAUGCUGCCUGGCAAGGUCAUCUCUCCAUUGUAAAGCUUCUGGCAAAACAGCCAGGUGUGAAUGUGAAUGCACAGAUAGUGGAUGGAAGGACCCCAUUGCACCUGGCAGCACAAAGAGGGCAUUACAGAGUUGCCCGCAUUCUUAUAGAACUACAGUCCGAUGUCAACGUACGGAACGUGCUUCUGCAAACGGCUCUCCACAUAGCUGCUGAAACUGGCCAUACCAGCACUUCGAGGCUGCUUCUCAAUCGUGGAGCAGAAAUAGAGGUAGCAACAGCGGAGGGAUGCACCGCACUUCAUUUAGCCUCUCGCAAUGGACAUCUAGCAACUACCAAACUGUUGCUAGAUGAAAUGGCUAAUGCUUUGGCUAGAGGCCCUUUGAACAGGACAGCGCUCCACCUUGCUGCUGAGAAUGGACAUGCCGAAGUAGUCGAGCAACUCGUCAAUUCGGAAAAUGUGAAUGAUUCUGAUGAGGAAGGGCUGACAGCUCUUCAUCUGGCAGCAAGAGGCGGGCAUGCAAAAACAGUUGAGAUUCUAUUAAAACAUGGGGCCCUGGAUGACUUGCAAAGCCUCAAGUUUCAGACUCCACUGCAGCUGGCUAAGCAAAGUGGGAAUAGCUCUGUUGUCAUGCUGCUAAGUGAGACUUAG
Messenger RNA from Emys orbicularis (European pond turtle), 2376 nucleotides. RefSeq names its product receptor interacting serine/threonine kinase 4 (gene RIPK4). The coding region runs from base 1 to 2376 and encodes 791 amino acids. The transcript has 8 exons. The record is from RefSeq and is a predicted model, not a curated record. Gene Ontology annotation, molecular function: protein kinase activity; protein binding; ATP binding. Lineage: Eukaryota; Metazoa; Chordata; Testudines; Emydidae. Gene Ontology annotation, cellular component: cytoplasm. Gene Ontology annotation, biological process: protein phosphorylation.